Molecule: messenger RNA, 3552 nt
Organism: Cotesia congregata
Lineage: Eukaryota; Metazoa; Arthropoda; Insecta; Hymenoptera; Braconidae
Source: the annotation of a GenBank genome assembly
AUGGCCAAAGGAAGAUUAAUAACCCGAUCUGUAUCAAAGAACAGACCAGUAGACAUGACUCUAAACCUGGAGUGUUCAGACGAGCCGUUGAGCGAAGCUCAACUAGCAAUGUCCACCAAAUUAAAAGAAAACUACGAGCGAGUGGUGUCAACCCUGGACGACCUUAUGAAGGAGCACAGCGGGCAGCUGCUGACCCAGGUGGGAGGUGUAAGCGCCUACCAAUACAAGCUCUCAUCAAACGCAGUGAACAGCCCGUCUCUGAUAAAAGCGAACCAGCUGAGCGUAGUCAAUCAAACCAAGUCAAUAAAGCUCAACGUGUUGGACACCUCCAACACAGUAACACCCUUAACCACCACGACAACAACCCCGCAAGGUAACAUGCUGGUCGUAGACCCACGAAUGGGCGUCUUGCUAGGCACCGUGGUCUCUAGCCAAUCUUUAUCAGCGCCAUUGGUGACAACAUCAACCGCAGCAUCAACACCAGCAGCUACAACAGUCUCUACCGCUUCCCAGAAGUCUCUUAUCAGCACCACUGAAAGCACAACUACUCCAACUAACUCCCGGAUUACCACCACGUCCUCCGGAGCAAUUACUUCAGUGGUAACCACUCCGACCACCAUGAGGAGAGCCAAGGUUGUUCCUCUGCAGCAGCUUCAAGAAGAUCCCGAGAUUCCUGCAUUGAGAUUGAGGAAUAAAACAGUAACUACUUCCUCUACUCCAACCACGACCACCCCCACAGCGAGUAUGAACUCCCAAGGGAUCAAGAUCAACAGGUCUACAACUUCCUCAAAUUCAAUCGUAGUCUCCAGGCCGACUGAGCAGACCAGCAUCGGUGGAAUUCGCGUCGGAGCCAAGAAUGGAGCUGGUGAUGUAAUCGAGGAAGCCAAGAAGAACCUCCCGGACAGCAAGGAGAUCGCUUUCAACAAAGUUAACGGCACCAGGACCUUCCCUUCAUUGGUAGUAGUCGCGCGACCUCACCUGAGCAUUAAGAACAUCACCACAGCCCAAGCAACUCAAGAAAGAAGCGAGUUGGACAUGACUGUCAAGAGUGUCUUAGUCUACACACCCUCUAAAUUCGCAGAGUGGCUAAUUCAGAAGGGCCUGAUCCGCUCGGAGCAGUUCUGCACUCAACAUCCCACGGGAGUAGUCGACCCAGCUGGAAAUCCUUCUUACAAGAAGCUUAAGUUAGGAAUGUACAGCGACUCGGGAACUUUUCCUUACUCUGGAGGAUAUGUCUGGAUCGCCAACUGCUGCCACAAUAAAUUUGUAUCAGUUUUUUCUGGGUCUAUAUUCCAAGGAGCGCCUCACCCGCCUUCAGUGCUGCUUAAGUUGAUCUACCACUGGUCCUGCCAGACAAAUAUUCAAAACGUCGUUUCCUGGGUCAAGGUCUCCAAUGUUUAUGUCAAGAAUUUUUACACCAACCUCCGGAGCGUCUGCACGGCCGCUAUCUGGGACAAGAGCUCCCUAAUGGGCGGCAAGGGCUCCAGUAUUCAAGUUGGGGUGAUAAGUUUAGGCACUACGUCUCAAGACGGCAAUAUGCGGCAAGUAAAGGUUGAAGUUUUGGGAAUUCUUAAUGCUGAAACUGGACAAUUGAGAUUGAGAGCCUGCGACCCGAUGCAUGACUCCGACAGGUCUUUCAGGAGGAGGUUUAAUAAUAUUCUCCACCCUCUGGAGAAUUGGGUUCAUAAAGACUCUAAAAUUCUGACUGAUUUUACGGUAGACAAACCUACUCUGCAAGACAUGGGCUUCUCCCAAGUCCACCAGACGGCUUUUAGCGACCAGAACCCCCGGAACACCCGGAGCAACUACCAGAUAAUGGAGUACCUGAGAAAAAUAGUCCCCAGGAUGUUCCAGAACACUCUGAGUCUCUUGAGCCGGCAGAUGAUGCAGCAGUUCCUUGAUGAGCUAGUUUGGCGCGAGACUUUUGGCUCCACAGCCGCUCGGGCGUUUGAUAACAUCAUUCUGCACCUCGCGGAGCAAACCAAGCUGUGCACCAGCGAGUCGCUGUUAGACCGGCUGGCUAAAAUCUCGACUAAUCCUUUUCAAGACUGGUCUUAUACUGUCGAGCCUCAGCCUCUGCCUCUGCCUUCUGUCCCGGAGCACUUGAAAGUGGGUCUAGGAGGUGGCAAGAAGGAGAACAACCGCCAAUCGGAGCCGGUUCAAUUGAAGCCCGGGCCUAAGAGAAAACGCAAGCGGCAGCAGGACGCUGGCCCAGAAGCCAAGAGACCGCUUUUGGACUUUAAGCUGAUUCAAUAUCGAGGCAUUGAGCAUCUGAAAAGCGACCAGAUUCCGCUGAGUGAAUUUUAUUACGCGACUGUUGAUGGAGAUCCUCACCAGGUGGCGAAGGAGGAUAAAAGCGCGGUUGAUUUUAAAUGCUUCCUCUGUAACAGUGUUUUGAAAACUAAUACGCAGAUUAUGGAACACAUGAUUUGUCAUGUUCCACCUAGAGUUCCGGGACAGACUGUGGUCAAUGAUGAUGAUGAUGAAAAUAGCAGCAGUAAUAAGAAUAAUAGGAGCAGUCAUGUGUGCAGGUACUGCUGCGCUGCUUUCUCAUCCAAGCACCAGAUGACCACCCACAUUGACGAGCACCAUAGUGUCUUUGGAAAGAGCGACGACGCUGCUAUGGUGGCUUGUGGAAUCUGCGAGCAGAAGUUCAGCAACACCCAAUUGUUGAUCAAUCACAUGUCGUUUAUGCAUUUGCCCUCGGAGAUGCCUUACAGGUGCGACAGCUGCUGGUACAGGACCUCAAGUCACAAGGACAUCAUUGACCACUUCUAUGAAGUUCAUGAGAAAGGAGAGACGCUCCAGUGUCCUUAUUGCUUGAAGCUAAUUCCACUUGCUAAGGAUGGAAAAAUCAGCACUAGCAAUGUCCAUGCUUAUUUGGUUCAUUUGCAGAGACACAUGGUGAGGCGCGAGCAAGGUAGGGGGAACAAGUGCACCAGGUGCUGCUUGUGGUUCAAUCAGAAGAGCCUGCUUCAGAGACACCAGCGGACUCUUCAUCAGGUUUAUCAUGGAUCCAAGGAUCCUAACUUUCAUCCGUUUAAACAUCCGAUGUCAGAUUCGGAUCAGAGCAAUAUUAUUGUCAUUUGCAAAUCGCAGCACCAGCUCAGGAGAAUUGUUGUUAGAAGUCCCUCGCCGGAAUUGCCGGAGGAUGAUAAUAUUAGAAAGUGGAGCUGGGGACAGGUUAAGAUUCAUUUGCCUAAUAUGGGACUCAGGUCUUAUCAGCCGUUGGCUUGUUUGGAGUGCGAAGAGGAUGUUGAUGAGGAACAACAUUUUCCUGGGGAACAGAGGUGCUUUCAGUGUCGUUAUGUUACUUGCUGUUGGAGAGCUUUUAAAGAACAUCAGCAGCAGAUUCAUAAUGAACGCCCGAUGACUAGUUUAAUUGUUCCAUCGCCGCUGGUUAAUAUUCCACUGGAGAAGAAAAUGAAUUGCUCGUGCGGGUUUGGGACUAUUGAUGGAAAUUUAUUGGCAGUGGUCGAAACAGGAGAAGAAAAUAAAGAAUCUCCGGUAAUGCUGGACAGUCUGGGCCUGAUACCCAAAUCAGUACCCUAA